Hippopotamus amphibius kiboko is the source of this 2655-nucleotide messenger RNA. RefSeq names its product endogenous retrovirus group V member 1 Env polyprotein-like. The annotation marks the transcript as partial. Lineage: Eukaryota; Metazoa; Chordata; Mammalia; Artiodactyla; Hippopotamidae. The transcript has a single exon. The record is from RefSeq and is a predicted model, not a curated record.
CUCCUCGGGAGUCAGGGGGGCAGUGGAAAGGAGGGGACCCAUCACCCCCAGCAGCUGGCAGGGGGAUUCUGGAACCACGGGCAUGUCAGGAUUCGGAGUACCAGGGGCAGUGUGCCCAGUGGGCCUGGGGUCCAGGAAGGGAUUCUGAGCACCAGGGGCAGAGGCGAUCAGACAACCUCAGGGAGGUGUUGGGGUGUCCCCGUCCCCCAAAGGGCCCUGGGCCCAGCCCCGAGGGGGCAGCAAGAAGAGGAGCUUCCCCAUCCUCAGUCACUCCGCUCCUGCCCACUUUCCCAUCCACCCCUCGGUAUAAAUCAUGUUUAUAAGUUAUGGAAGAACCGGGACAUUUUACAAAAAAAAAAAAAAAACUACAAAAAAUAUACAUGGAAAAAAAAAAAGAGGGGUUGGAGAGAAAAUAACGAAGGAAGGGGAACCUGGACAGAAAACUCAAUUGUCAACUUUUCCAGCAUUUUGGCCUCAGAAAGUAAUCUCUCUAAUUGUUGGAUCUGUCCUCCCCGCCCACAAGAGGGGGUUUCUCAGCUCCAGUUUGUGCCUGUAGACAAGGACAUUAAUCUCACCCUGACUUCUGAACCUGUUAGGAGCACGCCACUUCUAACAGUGGAACUCGAAGAUCAUGACAAUAUGGGGUGUGUAGAGCUUACCAACCCUUGGAAGCAAACCGGCCUCUGGAUCAAGCAGCCCCUUCUCUGCACAGGGUGAGGAAAACCCUGUCACCCCUGUCAGACAGAUACCUGCCUUAGUGAUGUGGGAAGCUUGCCCUCUAUUUAUCCUAUGUCAUUUUCCACUUCAAGCUCCUCAUGCACUCCUAGCCAGACUCAUUGCUGUGUGGACCCAUCUCUGCUCUCCCCAGGCACCCAAGCCAACACCUCUUGUACACACUGGAAGGGAAGAGCAACCACUUCCUGGAGGCUCACCUAUCAGACCCCAUCUGCCUUCGGUGACAAGGAGGGAAUAGAGGAAAACUCAGAACUAGACAGAGGACCACUAGAUGGAGGGCCGCCAUCUCCCAGAUGCAAUAAUGCACCUAGCUGGGGUUUCCUUUUAUGUCGAUGGUUUAAUUCCACUUCACCCCGCCAAGCUUGCACCCCCGCAGGAUAUCUGUUCCUCUGUGGUCCACUGCAAAAUAAACUACCCUUUGAAGGGAACCCAAAUUCCUUCUUCUCCUGGCCUCUCUGAGCAAUGGCCUAUCCAUGCUUAGACAAUGCUCACUUCCGGGGAGAAUGCACUUUGGGAUGAUUGGGCCCUAAAGGACUAGGCGCCACCAUAUAUAAUGCCACCUCUCAAAACAGACAUAAUUGGGCACUCGGACUAAUCCUGGCAGGAAUUGGGGCAGCCAUAGAACUUGCCACCCUUUGGGUGGGGUUUGCCUAUCACACAACAACCUUAGGAAACCUCUCACAGACCACAGAAAACCUGGCCUCAAAAACUGGUGAUGGGGAAAAAAAAAAAAAGCAACUGGUGAUGGGAAUCUGUCAGUCCAGCGGUUAGGACUCCACACUUACACUGCCAGGGGCACGGGUUUAAUCCCUGGUCGAGGAACUAAGAUCCCACAAGCCUUGCUUGGCAUGGCCAAAAAAGAAAAAACAACAACAACAAACUGGUGAUGCCUUUAAGGGGCCUUCAGGAGUCCCCAGAUUCCUUUGCUGAUGUUGUGUUUCACAGUAGGUUAACUGUGGAUUAUCUUCUGGCCGAACAAGGGGGUGUCUAUACAAUAAUUAACAAAACUUGCAGUACAUACAUCAACAGCUUGAGGGAAGUUGAACUAAAUACUCAGGAAAUUUAUGAACAAGCUAAAUGGUUACAUGGGUUCAGCUGCCCCACUGCCCAAACUAUAUGGGACUCAAAGGUUAUAUCCCCAGUGUUACUUGGUUCCUGCCUCUCCUGUGCCCUCUAGUGGCAGCAGUUCUUUUGUUAUUAUUCAGACCCUGCCUGUUAAAUCUUUUAGUUAGAUUUGUGUCUUCCAGGCUUCAACAAUUCCAAGUGGGGCUCAUGGUGGUCCAAGGAUUUCAACCCGUUCCAUCAGAAAGUGACCCAGGUCCCUAUAGGUCCUUGGAACAGUCAACAAGGGACUUAUACACCUCUAGGGUAGGCUAGAAUCUGUGGCCCCUGUUCAGCAGGAAGUAGCUCCAGAAGAAGAGACCUUCGGCCCCUUGACCCUUAAGAAUAAUGGGUGUAGACUCUCUCAAGAGAGAAUGAGAUCCCUGGGAUGUAGGGUCAUCUACCAAGACACCUGCACCUAGACAGCACCUCCUUGAACAACAGGAAGCUGGCAACCAUAAACGCACCAAGGGGUGAAGCUUCCUUAAGCAACAGGAUGCUGAAGGCCGUAAAUCAACCACAAGUGAUUAAACCUCACACCUGUGCAGUAGGGGCGAUGUUGACCACUCCACAACCUUCCUGGUGGCAGUAAUGAGCAAGUCUGCCAUUUUGAGUUGCCAGCGCAGAAGCAGAAAACUGUGCAUGAUCCUUACUUACUGCACCGCCAAGGAGGAUGGACAAACCACCUAAGCCAUGCCCCCUGCCUGGCCUGCAGAUCCAUCUCCUCUGUCACCCCAUCUGAGGAUCCAGGGAGCUCUUUGUGAAGGAGCAGGCAAGGACACCUGGUUCUUGCUUUCACUCCCUUGUGCUGCAGCACGA